AUGUUUCCGGAACCUGUCCUUAAAAAAGAGUAUGGCAUUAUCGGCAAGGACGUGAUAGGUACUUUCAUUCUUUUAUUUAUACUCUUUCUCGCCAUUCUUCGCAUUUACUUCUACCUCCGCCACCUUCCACGACAAAGUUUAAUCUCUUCAAACUCUCUUCCGACUCCCACUUUCACAGAAGAACGGCUUGACCCUUCCGUUCUAAAGUCCCUUCCCAUCUUCACUUACUCUUCCUCCGCCGUCCGCCGUACUCUGCACGACUGUGCUAUUUGUUUGUCGGAGUAUGCGGACGGGGAUGAAUGCCGUAUGCUUCCAAACUGUGACCAUGUUUUUCAUUCUCAGUGUAUUGAUGCGUGGUUUGCUUCUCACUCUAAUUGUCCUCUAUGCCGAGCUCCGGUCCAACCGGUGACGGUUGAGUCUCGGGUUGAACCGGGGGAGGGUAGUUUGUAUUUUCCUGAACCGAUUGGAUGUCCGCGAAGGCCGUUUAGAGUAAUUAUUGAUAUGCAACCAGAGGUUUUUCGGAUGGAAUCUCAUACUCGAGGAUAA
Messenger RNA from Vicia faba (fava bean), 546 nucleotides. Lineage: Eukaryota; Viridiplantae; Streptophyta; Magnoliopsida; Fabales; Fabaceae. The record is from the annotation of a GenBank genome assembly.